CCUCCCCCUCUUCAUUGUAGACUGAGCUCCCUGCUAGAUACACACGUUAGUCUCUACAGGACCUCACACAAUGAAGACUCUCCUACUUUUCUCCGCUGUCUGCGUAGCUGUCGCCUACAGCCAAGUGAUGGAGCCCUGCUCGCCACCAUCGCUCUGGGAAGCCAGGAUCUCCAGGGUUGACCCAGAAAAGCGCUUCUCCGAGCGUGCAAGAAUUUCUUAUGAUGCCACCAACAGGCGCAUCCGCAUCAUCGAGGAAGUAAACAUCCUUGUAGCGAGAGAGUACUAUGAUGUGCUGUUCAUCCACAACACCGAGCCCGGAACUGAAUACCGCCUCAACCUGAAAACGAAGGAGUGCCAGAAGAGGGAUAUCGUUGAUGCCUGGCGUCCCUUCCAAGUCCCUCCAAACUCCACCUUCCUGGGUGAGAGCUACAUCGGGACCGGCUCGAUUCAAGGCGCAGGCGUCCAGACGCAACUUUGGGAAAAUGUUUUUGAGAACGAAGACAAGUAUUUCGGUGUCUACACCGCUGUGGGCUGCAUUCCAAUCCAAGAGGAAUUCUACAGCAGGCGCACUGGCCUUGUCACUACCACAUUCUUUGACGUGACAGGCGGCAUCUCCGACCCUAAUGUCUUCAUCCCACCGAGGGAGUGCAUGUAGUCUCUGUCGGUGUUAUCUACGCAGAUACCAUUUGAAGAUUUGCAAUGAAAGCUUUCUUAAGAAAGUGGCCCGACAGGGCGUUCUGCAAUUUUGUUUCCUUCCUUGAACAUCCAAGUGAAGUAAUUUUAUUUAUGGUGUCGUUUUUUCUAUAAACGUCUAUUCUGACUCCAUUUAACGCAUAUUCUGUAUGAUUGGUCUUUCUCUCGUCACAAUGAUGACACAUGUUGGUAUAAUAUCAUGUACUGCUGCACAAUCAUCUUUGUCUCGGAAAUGAUUGCGAAAUAAAGGUCUUAUGACACGA
Branchiostoma floridae (Florida lancelet) is the source of this 956-nucleotide messenger RNA. RefSeq names its product mammalian ependymin-related protein 1-like. Bases 71 to 655 code for a protein of 194 amino acids. The record is from RefSeq and is a predicted model, not a curated record. NCBI's taxonomy places the organism in Eukaryota, Metazoa, Chordata, Leptocardii, Amphioxiformes, Branchiostomatidae. Gene Ontology annotation, cellular component: extracellular region; lysosome. The transcript is spliced from 6 exons. Gene Ontology annotation, biological process: cell-matrix adhesion. Gene Ontology annotation, molecular function: calcium ion binding.